AUGUACUCUGCCGGUCAGUUCAUGAACCCUGGUCCGGCCCCCAGGCCUCCCACCGACCGACCCCGCCUCAACCUCACGCCCACCCCCAACCUGCCAGGAAACAUGGCCAACAUGAGCCUGAACUCUCCAAUCACACGCGCCGUCCCGACACAAUACAAUGGCUCCACAAUCUCUCUCCCGCUGGGUCGCCAGAACUCGAACAUGGACGGCCAGGGCGGGGUCGCUGUGAUCAAGGAGGGGUGGGCGCAGGUCAAGGAGGCCAAGAACUUCAUCCAGCCCUGGAAACAAAAAUACCUGAUCCUGCGCAAGGAGUCGCUCGACUUCCACAAGCAGGAGGGCGGCAAGAUCUCGUACACCCUGUACCUCAAGGAUGUCAUCAACGUCGGCCGCGUCGAGGCUGCGGGCACCAUCUUCGAAGUCAAGAGGCAGUCUAGUGGGGCGUCUACGAGUCCUGGAGAGGACGACGGAACUGUUCGCACCCUGCAGAUUCGUGUCAAAGGCGACGAUGACUUGUAUGAGUGGAUCGACUUCAUCUACGCACGCUGCCCUGGCAUGGGAGGUGUCAGCAACCCGACCAACUUCUCACAUGCCGUCCAUGUUGGCUUCGACCCCCAGACUGGAGAGUUUGUCGGCCUCCCCCCAGAAUGGUCCAAGCUACUCAAUUCUUCUGCCAUCACAAAAGAGGACUACGAGCGGAACCCGCAAGCCGUCUUUGAGGUUCUUGAUUUCUAUUCGGAUCUCACCAAGCGCGCUGAGAACCCCGCUCAGUACCCUAGCCUGACGCCUACCCCUCCUGCGAGCAGCAUGCAGAACAAGCAGCUUGGAUACAACGGUGGAGGUGCCUCUGUCGCGCCCCCCCGUCCAAUGCAGCCCAUGCAGCGCAACCCGAGCAGCUACAGUGUGGCUGGUUCCCAGCAAGGCGGCUCCGGUGCGCCGCGACGGCCAUCCCCCACAGAGGCACAGCAACAGCGCCAGCAAAUGCAAGGAAUGGCAUCCAACUAUGUCCAGAACGACCAAGCUCGGGAGGAGCAGCGUCAGAAACAGGCCGAAGCUGCCCAGAGACAGAGGAUGAUGGAGAUUGAGGAGCAGAACCGACGCGAGAUGGAGGCCUACAAUGCAUCUCUCCCCAAGUCAAAGACGCCCAUGGCGCAGCAAGAGCUCGGCGGAUAUGGAAGCUCUUCUGUUCCCUCUGCAGACCGCUUCAACCCCAGCCGGGCAGCUCCUGCGGCACCCAGGGCCGCCAACCAGCAAGCUGCCAGCUUGAGGGCUCAGCGUCCUGCCCCUUCUCCUCCCACAGCCGGAGCUGGAGCGAGCCGCCCAGGUAUGACCCAGCAGAGCAGCUCAUCCUCUGUCCGCGACCCCGCGAGCCAGUCUCAACGCCCGCCAGUGCGAAACGACCAGGCUGGCGCCCCUAGCGCUGCCCGGUACCCCAAUGGCGCACCGGCCUCUGCGCAGCCUCGCACCAACGGCCAGACACAGGCACAACAACAACAGUCAUCACGCCUGCCUGCUCCUGUCAAGCCCCUCAAUGUUGGCCCCAAGCCUAGCGCACAGAGCGAUGCCGUCAAGGCCGCCGAGGCAGCGCUUAGCUCCAAGCCUCCCGCUGCUGAGCGAAAGCAGGAUGUGCGCAUGUCUACCAUGUCCGAGUCGGAGGUCAUGGCCAAACUCAAGGAAGCAGUGUCCAAGGAUGACCCCAAUCUGUCCUACUCCAAGCAGAAGAAGAUUGGCCAAGGUGCCUCUGGCUCAGUCUAUGUCGCCAAGGUCAAGGAGACGGCUGUAUCGCCUGUUGCGCGUGAGCUGCUGCGCGCACAAGGAAUGAAGGCACAGGUUGCGAUCAAGCAGAUGGAUCUCGCCCACCAGCCUCGCAAGGAGCUGAUUGUGAAUGAGAUCAUGGUCAUGAAGGACAGCAAGCACAGGAACAUUGUCAACUUCCUGGACGCCUUCCUUCGCAACAACAAUGCCGAGCUUUGGGUUGUCAUGGAGUACAUGGAGGGUGGUGCUUUGACCGAUGUGAUUGAUAACAACCCUGUCAUCACUGAAGAGCAGAUCUCCACCAUCUGCUUGGAGACUUGCGCUGGCCUUCAGCACCUGCACUCCCAAAACAUCAUUCACCGUGACAUCAAGAGUGACAACGUCCUCCUGGAUGCUCGUGGUAACGUCAAGAUUACCGACUUUGGCUUCUGCGCCAAACUUACCGAGACCAAGUCGAAGCGUGCUACUAUGGUUGGCACGCCGUAUUGGAUGGCUCCGGAAGUUGUCAAGCAAAAGGAGUACGGCCCCAAGGUCGACAUCUGGUCCCUGGGUAUCAUGGCCAUUGAGAUGAUCGAGUCUGAGCCUCCAUAUCUCAACGAGGAGCCUCUCAAGGCGCUGUAUCUGAUCGCUACUAACGGUACUCCACGCCUCAAGAAGCCCGAGAAGUUGAGCAAGGAGCUCAAGGCUUUCUUGUCCGUCUGUCUCUGUGUCGAUGUCAAGAGCCGAGCCUCGGCCCGUGAACUGCUCGACCACGACUUCCUCAAGCACGGUUGCCCUCUUCCCAGCUUGGCCGAGCUUCUUGCGUUCAAGAAGCACUCCAAAUAA
Thyridium curvatum is the source of this 2577-nucleotide messenger RNA. RefSeq lists its product as uncharacterized. The record is from RefSeq and is a predicted model, not a curated record. Gene Ontology annotation, biological process: regulation of MAPK cascade; intracellular signal transduction; protein phosphorylation. The transcript is spliced from 3 exons. Gene Ontology annotation, molecular function: protein serine/threonine kinase activity; ATP binding. NCBI's taxonomy places the organism in Eukaryota, Fungi, Ascomycota, Sordariomycetes, Thyridiales, Thyridiaceae. Gene Ontology annotation, cellular component: cytoplasm. The coding region runs from base 1 to 2577 and encodes 858 amino acids.